Molecule: messenger RNA, 1191 nt
Organism: Rhododendron vialii
Lineage: Eukaryota; Viridiplantae; Streptophyta; Magnoliopsida; Ericales; Ericaceae
Product: glutathione S-transferase-like
Exons: 3
Coding region: 444-1115 (223 amino acids)
Cellular component (GO): cytoplasm
Molecular function (GO): glutathione transferase activity; glutathione binding
Source: RefSeq, a predicted model, not a curated record
UGGGGCCAUUAAUAAAUUAUGAAAAUAAAAUAUACACUCUAUAAAAGAACUUUUCAUCAACAAAUGCAUGCAUUCAAAAACAAAUUCCCAAAAAAAAUAAGAACUUUUCAAAAACAAGAAAAAAGAGAGCAUGAAGUUGGGUUUGCUUACUUGUAUAUUGGGUGCUGAAAAAAAUUAGGGGCCCUAAUUUUUACACAUUUUUAGGGGCCUAGGCUGCUCUUGGGUUAGGGUCUGCCCUAGGUUUUACUCCGACUUUUAAUUAGACCUCACAGAAUGUUGAGAUUGGUCUUUCAAGAAUUAAUUGAGAGCAAGCUGAUUUGGAUACAUGUAGUAUAUGCUUUUAUAUAUGUAUCUCGUAUACUGAGUCAAUAUUUAAUACUCUUCACUCUCUGAUAUAGUAGGUAGAAAGUAAGGCAAUUUGCGAUCCCAUUUAGCAGCAAGCUAUGACGGAAGCCCGGAAAGUGUACGGAAGCCUGAACUCUCCGGCCACAUUGAAGUUGUUGGCCUUGCUCUUUGAGCUGGAUGUCCCCUUCGAAUUCGUCGCCGUCGAUUUGGAUGCCGGGGAACACAAAAAGAAACCUUUCCUGUCUAUGAGUCCAUUUGGGGAAGUUCCAGUGUACGAGGAGGGAGGCAUCAUCUUCUUCGAAUCGAGGACAACAAUGAGAUGCAUGGCCCAUCAAUAUGGCCACAAAGGAGAAGAAGCCCUUAUCGACUGGGACUCCAGGAAGCAAGCCGUCGUGUCUAACUGGGUGGACGUAGAGGACCACCACUUUGAGCCACCGGCACUCAAGCUGAUCUUCGAGCUAGCCAUCAAGCCGAGCAAGGGUUUAGGACCGGAUGAAGUCGUGGUGGCUGAAGCGGAAGCCGGGCUGGCUAAAGUUCUAGACGUCUACGAGGCUAGGCUUGAAAAGUUCAAGUACUUGGGUUCGGAGAAAUACACUAUAGUGGACGUAAUGCACCUGCCAAAUAUGCAGAGUCUACUGGGGACGGCGGCUAAGAAGCUAAUCGAGUCACGCCCUCGGGUCAGUGCGUGGUGCUCCGACAUCCUUGCCCGGCCCGCUUGGGCUAAGGUGAUUGAUAUGCAAAAGAAGGCUCAAGAUCAUUCGGCUAUGUAAUGAUCAAUCGAAUCCCUGAAUGCAAAUAUUUGAUUUUAUCAUCAAUUAAUUCAUGCCGGAAAUAUGGAAUGUCAAA